This is a messenger RNA of Neurospora tetraspora, 639 nucleotides long. RefSeq names its product DASH complex subunit Dad4. Bases 131 to 349 code for a protein of 72 amino acids. Lineage: Eukaryota; Fungi; Ascomycota; Sordariomycetes; Sordariales; Sordariaceae. Gene Ontology annotation, cellular component: DASH complex; mitotic spindle. Gene Ontology annotation, biological process: attachment of spindle microtubules to kinetochore. The transcript has 5 exons. The record is from RefSeq and is a predicted model, not a curated record.
CGCGUUUAGUGGACGCAUGGCACAUGUCAGUGCCUGUAACAUCGAGAACCCUUUUGGACACACCUUGGUCUCUUGACACCUCACCACCAUCCAUCUUGAUACGAAGUGGAACGAACUCUUUCACUAAAAGAUGGAGAGCCCUCAUGAGCAUCAGCAGAACUUGCUGCUGUCACGCAUCAUCACCAACGUGGAGAAACUCAACGAGGCUAUUGUCGUGAUGAACAAGGCUUUGCAGGAAAUCAACAUUCAAAACAUGAACAUUGAGCUUGUUGCGCAGAUGUUUAAGAACUACCAGUCUAAUGUGUUAUUUCACCUUGAGGCUACUGAUAACCUGAAAGAGCCUUCUUGAUACUGUUGUGGUUGUCGUGGAUGUCGUGGAUGACCAUCUUGAAAGAUGGCGGAGUCGUACAGAUACCGAACAGACUGACAGAAAGCCAACCAUAAAAAGCAAAGAAGACGUGGUCGACGUUGUCCUCUUUCCAGAAUUGAUACGCUAGCAUCGUACUAUGUGCCUGUGAGGUUAUUUCCCGUACCUUUAUUGCUAGUCGUAACGCUCUUGGUACGAUGAGGUGGUGAUCACUGGUGCAACUUUCCAUCAAUGACAUGACUUUGGGGUAGGCAGUUGCUCCCCCAUAUCCA